This is a messenger RNA of Nerophis lumbriciformis (worm pipefish), 1580 nucleotides long. RefSeq names its product transmembrane 4 L6 family member 5. Gene Ontology annotation, cellular component: membrane. The record is from RefSeq and is a predicted model, not a curated record. NCBI's taxonomy places the organism in Eukaryota, Metazoa, Chordata, Actinopteri, Syngnathiformes, Syngnathidae.
GCCUGCCCCACCUUUUCUAGGGAACAGACAAUUUCAUGCCCUCCCUCUAGUGACUGGAUAUAUGCGAUUACACUAUUGCCUCUCAGGCCCCACCACACUAUUUGAGAAGCACUGUACUAAAGCAACAGUAAGUGAUGAGCACUGACACGUCCAGGCUGGUUCACCAGGUGUAUGGAUCCCUAAAUGGAAGCGCUCUUGUCGCCAUGGUAACUACAGAGAUGUUUUCCUUUAAUACGAGUCAUAUUUUCAUCUACAUUAUAGUGUUUCAUAUUGCUGCUUUGAAAGUGUCAAAUGUUGUCCAGUGAUGCAAACAUUUCCUCUGCGUUAUUUGCGACCACAAGACACUUCCUAUGCCCUUAUAAGGAAGCGUGGACGUAUCCAUGUGUGUCCGGUGUCCACUUAUAAACACCUCUGCUUCCUCUUUAAGCGUGACUUCAAGGUGGACGUCUAAUCAGUUGGACAUCUUCACAGUGAGUGGACCUGCCCUUACAUGUAUGUGGAUAUCAACAAAUGAUCACAUGACUACAAGAGAGCCCAUCAUUGCACGACCGCAGAAAGUUUGAGAAGAUGUGCGUGUCGAGGUGUCUGCGCUGCGUGGGCGUGUCCCUGGUUGCCUUGGCGAUCGUCUGCGUGCUGGCCAACAUCCUGCUGCUGUUCCCCGAGAUGAAGGUCCACUUCCUGCUGGAGGGUCACGUGACCAGAGAGGCCACCUGGGCCACGGGGCUGUGGAGCUCUGGCGUCCUGGUUCUACUCGGAGCUCGAGCGUUUGUGCGGAGCAGCCAAACACGAGGCUGCUGUGCCUUCAGGGGUCAGAUGUUGCGUCAGGCGCUGUACUCGUGUUUGUGUCUGCUGGCGGCUGGCAUGUGUUGUCUGGUCAGCGCCACAGGACUUGUUCAAGGUCCUCUUUGUCUCUACAACACCACAUCUGGACCGGCCUGGGGGGUCCCGCUCAAACCCACCGCAGACCGGGACGCUGGGUAUCUGUACAACAGGACUCGGUGGUCAGGAGUGUGUUUGGAGCCCGGGGGUGUGGUCCUUUGGAACGUGGUUCUCUUCAGUGUGCUGGGGGGCGCCAGUGGGCUCCAGAUGGUCCUCUGUGGCGCCAACGUCCUCAACGCGCUGCUAGGAAUCGUCCUGGGACGAGGCGCAUCCAACAACAAGGUGGUCCCAGUUUCAGUGUGACCCCCAACAACACCGCAGCUGUGGUCCUUCUUCUCCACUCAAGUAAUCUUGUCUUUAGUGGUACAGCACUGAUGCACUUUUACAACAAGUUAAGCUCCUGACCAUGAAACAAAUUAAGCUUGUUUCCGCAUAAUUAAGCACAUCCUCGUAAUGACUACACGUUUUAAGCAUUGUUGAAAAAACAUUUUUGUUUAAUUUUUGCGUCAAUUCUAUUAACCUGUUUUAUUGGAAUAAUUUAUUAGUUUAAUAUUUUUGUAAAUGUAACCCUCAGGGGACAAAGGCUGACUUGCAGUACAUUUUUGCUGUAUUUUUGGAUAUGUUUGUUGUGUUAUUCUAUUACACAUGAUUUGUCCUAAGACAGUUUUUUCCUGUCAAAUUAAAAAAAUUCCAAUGUUCAA